Acanthoscelides obtectus is the source of this 234-nucleotide messenger RNA. The record is from the annotation of a GenBank genome assembly. NCBI's taxonomy places the organism in Eukaryota, Metazoa, Arthropoda, Insecta, Coleoptera, Chrysomelidae.
AUGGCUGUCCGACCAGAUGAUCCCAAAUUUGAAGAAACUCUGUUACGAUGGAAUGAAGAACUCGACAAUGAACCUGAUUCAGAUAAUGACGGCACUGACUAUGACGACCAUGUUUCAAUUCAGUCCGACAGGGAGAGCACCUACUCAACGGAUGAUAGUGAAGUAGAGAGUGACAGAACAACAACUUCCUGGCAAAGUAAUAAAAGGAAAAAAUGGACAUAUUUGGAGCACUGA